AUGCUGAAAUCAGGAGCUGUGGCUGCAACAGAUCUCUACCAAAUCUAUUUGUCACUACAGCGAUUUGAUGUGUCUUCUGAAGAUCUUCAUUAUCGUGUAGCAGUGUUUUGCGAUGGAAUGUAUAGCAUUGAUACUGACAAGGUUCGAAGUGAUCUGGUGGCGAAUAUUCUGAAAUCCUACACGAAUGCGCUACGUUUUGGACGUACCCAUCUGUUUCACGCCAUGCCACGAAUGCUGACCAUAUGGUUGGAUGUUAGCCAAAAGAAGACAGAAGCAAUUCAAAGCCGAGGAUCUGAUGCCCGCGCCACUGAAAUGAACAAUAGAGACAACAACGACAUUGCACAAAUGAAUACGGAGAUUUCUCGUGCAUUUCGGCAACUCGAUUCGUACGCGUUUUAUACUGCAUUCCCUCAGUUGAUCUCUCGCAUAGUGCACCCUAACGCGUCAGUUUUUUCAACGCUGAAGGUGAGGAUGACCUUCUCUGUUUUUUUCUUAUUUUUCUAA
Molecule: messenger RNA, 504 nt
Organism: Cooperia oncophora
Lineage: Eukaryota; Metazoa; Nematoda; Chromadorea; Rhabditida; Trichostrongylidae
Source: the annotation of a GenBank genome assembly